AUAAAUACUCCGUUCACUCCUCGUCCCCUCGCUGCUUUGCUUUCAGGUUAGAGAGAGAAAGAGGUUAGAGAGAGAGAGGAGAGAGGGGAAGAAGAGGGAGGCGCUGUCCUUGUUGGGUUCCGAGGAGGAGGCCGAGGCGUUCCGUGGCUCGACGAGCUGAACAUUUCCGGGGGAAGGUGUUAACGUUUGGGAUAUAGUCUUGGAGUUAAGAAGUUUCUAGUCGAAGGAAGCAAUGGAGGUAUGUGGCAAAUCCAUCGUAGCAGGGGCUGGAAAUAUUAUUUAUCUGUCAACUAUUUUAGGCCGGGAUGGGCCUAUUCCAGUCCACAAAUGCGAUCGGAAAUGCCAAAACGAACAUGUUUGUGGAAACAUGUACCUUUGUAAACUGACAGGACUGACACACAUCUGUGACAAGAAUUGUAACCAGAGGAUUUUGUAUGAUAACCAUAGUUCACUUUGCCUAGCAAGCGGCAAGAUUUUCCCCCUAACACCAACUGAGGAACAGGCUGUGAGAGGCGUCCGUAGGAAGCUUGAUGCUGAAAGUUCUUCCUCCGAAAGCUGCGCAUUUAAGCGCAGGCGUGAUGCACAGCUUCAUCCUUCUCCAUUUGAGAGAUCCUUCUCUGCUGUCAGUCCUAUCUGCAGCCAAGUUGGAGACGGGAUGGACAUGAGCUAGAUUAUAAAUAAUUGUCUUUAUGCUAUGUUGCUUCUGGAACAUUUUGUCCUUUCGUUGAACUUAUGUCGAAGAACUUAAUGCGGAUACUUAAAAAAUGGCAGGCUUGAUAUAUCCUGCCUUUUGUAGGAGGACUUUAUUUCUAUGGUUGUUUAAUGCAAUCUUACCUAACUAUUUCUAGAUUAAUUCUCUCUCCUGUAGUCUGACUUUGAUACCAAUAUUGUAGCUGAACUCUCUCUCUCAUUGUACUACAGUUUCUGAACUGUAACUAUCGCAUGGUGCCUCUGGUCAAUGCGGCCAUUGUUGUAGCAUCUUUAAUCGUUAUUCACUCUUUUCCGUUACUCCUCUUCUUUUCUUGAUGAUGUUUUCCCUUUCUUUUCCAGAUUGAGUGGGUACAGGGAGGAAGGUUAUAUGUAAUGUAAAAAGUGUAGAAGAGAUUAUUAACUGAUAGCUCUUACCUCUUAUUUUAAUUUUAUCUGUUGUAUUUCAGAUGUGUAAUGGUUAUAAUCCUUUGGUUUGUCAAAUUUGACCACUGUUCACCCAUGCAGGGCUGCUUUUCCAAGUUCCCACAUCAAGGGCAAUAUAGAAUUGGUGUAUGGUUGAAACUUGGCUUUAUUAUUUAAUGCAUGUUAUGUGUACUCUAUGAGUGUGUGGGAGGAGGGAGGGAGAGAGAGAGAGAGAGCGAGCGAGCGAGCAAGCAGUAAUUUGUCUUUUAAGUCUUUUCUUUCAGUUGCAUUUCAUGUUUAUCCUUGGCUGUUUUUUCUUGGGUGUUGAUGUUCUACAUGGUAAUUUUGCAGGGUUGAAGCAUGUGCACUUUCAGGAGAGUUUUAACUAAUCUGUUGAAUAUUGAUGAAUGAUCUAUUUUCCUCUAAAUUUUCUGAAGUUUAAAGGUCUGGAGCUUUUAGUUUAUUUGUGUUCAUUUCUCGUGUGUAGGUAAUUGAUUCCCCAGUGGCAGUCAUGCAGAGUUUUCACUCAGGAAGAUGGGCGAGGACAGUGCAGAUUGUGGUGUCCUGAUAUCCAAAUACCGGGUGGACUUAAUGGAGAGGAAUGAAAAUGUGUAUGAUCUUUUUCCGGGUGGCUUCUAAAGCUUUGAAUCAUGUGUGGCAACCGAGAAAUGCUGGGAAUUGUUCUGGAGUUUGUAUUUUUCAGCACAAAUAAUUCCAAAUGCUUGAGAACGGAAACUUCAAGGCUCCUACUUGGCUGCUUUUGGACAUCUCUGCUUGUGUUGCAAACAUUUUCUCUGGUGGACUAUUGACAGUUUGGUUAAGGUCGGUGCCCCAUCUUUGGGAAGCCAGAGAAGUGUACGUCCCAAGAAAUCCAGUGGAGAGUUAGGUUACUUUCUAACAGCAACAGCAACGCUACUGGAACCCAUCUAUCUGUAUAUGCACAUAAAUAGUUACUUUUUGCCUUCAUUUGAGUUCAAGAGUUUCUGAAUCUUUGUGGGUUCCUUGCUCUGCUGACUUGUAUUUAAUUUGCAAAAGUUUGGUUUGUGCUGGGGUAUUGCUCGACCAAGCUUCUGCUGACCCUGGAAAAUGAACUGUGAAAGUCAAACCAAGCUCAAUUUGUACAUGCACAUAAAGAGUUACUUUUGCCUUCAUUUGAGUUCAAGAGUUGCUGAA
This is a messenger RNA of Eucalyptus grandis, 2286 nucleotides long. RefSeq lists its product as uncharacterized. The record is from RefSeq and is a predicted model, not a curated record. Lineage: Eukaryota; Viridiplantae; Streptophyta; Magnoliopsida; Myrtales; Myrtaceae. The coding region runs from base 233 to 670 and encodes 145 amino acids. The transcript has 2 exons.